Messenger RNA from Lymnaea stagnalis (great pond snail), 11449 nucleotides. NCBI's taxonomy places the organism in Eukaryota, Metazoa, Mollusca, Gastropoda, Lymnaeidae. The record is from the annotation of a GenBank genome assembly.
UUCCCCUUCCUUCGUGAGAGUAGUAUGCCCUUUUUGAUGGCGCUGCCGAUGUAAAUAGAAAAAUUACGUCACAGUGUGGACGCCAUACGCUUAUCAGUUUUCCCAAGUAUUUCGUGGUUUACGGUUUCCAAAUUCUUCACAAUUUCCUGCCUUUUAAAGUUAAUAUUGUUUUCGGUUUAAUGAGGAGAGAAGGUGGUGACACACAACAUUGUUUAAGAAAGGAGGAGAGGUUGUGAAGGUUUGACUGACUGGGGUCGACCUCAACCAGUCGAGAAUCAUGACUAUCAAACCGAAAAAGAAAAAUAUCAAAGAAAAAAAUGAUACAGAAACAGCUGAUCCACACGCAGCAGUUGGACAUGGUCAUGCCCUUAACCAUGCUCAUGGACAUUAUCAUCAUAGCAGUAACUCAGAAAGUCGCCUUGAAAAGACACCAAGGGUACGAACGUCUCCAACUCGAUGGCUACCUUCUACAUCUGGACGAGAUGAUCUAGCUCACUCUCAUCCAGGAUUGUCCCAGACUUUAUCAUCAAAUGCAACUUAUGAAUUUGAUGCUCAUGACCCACCUUCAAACCAUAAAAGACGGCAUCGCUCUUCCCCUCAUAGAACAGUGAGAAAGCAUCGUAAUAAUCAUGCUCCUUCUGUGAUUCCUAAUCCAGCUAAUGUAGCUAACAACCCAAAUAACAUACCACAUUUGACUGGAAAUGUUGAAGACUGUGAUGAAGACUAUAAUAGUGAAGAUGAGCAUAGUCAACCACCAGCAGUCCCUGAAAAUAUCAGUGAGGUUUGUACAAUCUAAGUCUGUCCAUUCUCAUUGACAAAACAAAGUAGUUAUUCGGAUCCAGUAAAUAGUGAGAGGUUGUGUUUAUUAAAAAAAUAUUUAAAAUAUUAUUUUGGGUUUGUAAGUGUAAGACAAAAUUUGGUAUCAAACGAAACCCUUUAAAAAACCCUUGAAAAUUACUUUGGAUUUUCAGGAUCAGUUUUGGCUUGGUUUAGGUCUUACCUCUCAGAUAGAACGCAGGCGGUUGAUGUCGGUGGCUGUCUCUCCGACAGUGCUGACGUGGUGUACAGAGUGCCACAUGGGUCUGUUUUGUGCCUGGUUCUAUUCACAAUGUAUAUCAGACCACUGCUCCUCUUGCUCGGGAGGCAUUCUGUGAAGAGCCAGUCAUUUGCAGAUGACACGCAGCUAUACAAGCAUACCCAUCCCUUUCUUAUUGAUUCUGCUGUCCGGACUUUGCGGGAGAGCAUUGAUGAUGUCAAGACAUGGAUGACACUCAGCAAGUUGAAGCUUAACAAUGACAAGACAGAAGCACUCUUUAUUCACGAUCACAAAUCAUCCUCUAACUCAGCUCUCCCCACUUCAUUUCAUGUAGUUAACUUGGACAUACAGUUUACAUUCUCCGCUAGGAAUCUUGGUUAUAUUCUAACAUGUCUCUUGAUAAUCAUAUCUCUCACAUUUGUCGCUCUGCAUAUGCUGCUAUUUGUCAGAUUAGCUCCAUCUGCCACUACCUCAGUUAGCACUAAAGCCCUAGUCUGUGCUCUAGUUCUCUAUCGUCUUGAAAUUGUAACUCUCUCCUCUUAGGCUCACCAAAACACUUCAUUAAAAAAUUUUUAAAAGUUCAAAACUGAGCUGUAAGGCUAAUUCUAAAGGCAAAAAAACGUGAUCAUCAUGUCACACCACUUCUUCAUUCACUUCAUUGGCUCCCUUUACAAGCAUGGAUUGACUACAAACUCUCUGUUCUCUGCCACAACUUUUUCUCAAAUUCCUGACCUUCCUAUCUAACCGAACUUCUGUCUAUUCACCCCUUCGACGCAGACGCGCAUAUUCUUUCUGUCCCCAAGACUCGCACAAAAACAUGCAGUGAACGAUCUUUCUCUUUCUGUGCCCCCAAAAAUGUAAUUCUCUUCCACUACACAUUCAUAAUAUAACAACCAUCACAGCCUUCAAAAUUGCACUCAAAACACAUCUCUUUAAACUCUACUAUCCUGACUGAUUCUCCCCCUCUGUUUGAUAAACGAUGCUGCUGAGUGGCUGUCCAUGGCUUGACAUGUAAAUAGUUCUUGAAUAUGUGGAGUGAAUAUACAUUUGUUUUGUUUUAUUUAAUUAAUGUAUAUUAAUUUUUAAGUUCAUGUUUAUUAUUGUUAAAUUGUAUGUACAGCGUGGUGAGCCCAGCCCUAGACUGGGGUUCUAGGGCUGGGUGACAGCACUAUAUAAAACCACUAAUAAUAAUAAAAACAAUUGAAUGGAAUACGUGUUUGUAAACUUACUUCUUCAGUUUAACUAAAAUAAACAACCGCCAAUAACAUCCAAAAAGCCAUUUAUUUUAGUCUAAAGGAACCCUGGUCCAAAUAACAGCUAUCUAUCGGUAGAGGAUGUGCCAUGUGUGUAUUUUUAUGUGUUAUAAAAUUUGUUAUUUUUGUUAUUAAAAAUAAUUUUAUCUCUUUAUAACUAUAUCUACAUAGGCAUAGGAUUACAUUACAGUUAACACAAAUGCACAUAACAGAAAUUUAGUCACGACCAAUGUUCCCUUUAAGCUGCACGGCUGCGCAGCUAUCUCAGACGCCGCGCAGCAAAUUUCCAUAAAAGUGUGUGUUUGUGUUUGUUGGCUGUAAAAUUUUGCACACAAAAAAAUUGAUGCUGUAAAACUUUGCACACAACUGUAUGAUUUUGCACACGAAUCAACAAACCUUAGAGGCAACAUUGGCCAUGACCACAUGUAUUUUAGCGUGGUUACCAGGGUCAGGGAUGAUUUAGAAAUAAAAUCAAGAGGCUGUUUAGACUGGUUUUUUUAUGCUAAAACUAAUCACAUAGAUAGGCCAGGGGCAUAGCUGCUAUAAUUAUUGGGUUGAUAAAGUUAAAACAUAUUUAUUUUUUUAAUAUAAUGAUAAUAUUGAAUGACCUAUGUCCUUCAUACUUCAAUGAAAGUUUCGCAUGGCUAAUUGCUUUACUUUAAAAAAAGUUUAAUUCAGGCCCUAUCCUAUUUGGCCUCUUUAUUUUUCAGGUGUGAAAUAACGAAACUAUUAGAAGUGUAUAUUAAAAUGUUAAAGUUUUGAUAAUGUAAUUUCAAUGUUGAUUUAAAUGCUCACAGCUCGAGGAAUGGUUUGAGCAAGCUCUGAAAGAAAAAAAAGGAUUUAUCAUUAAGAAAAUGGGAGAAGAUGGAGCGUGUUUAUUUAGAGCAGUUGGUAAGUAAUAUAUUUUUCUUCUGUUUUAAUUUUAUUACUACCCAGUAAAUGAAAUCAAACAUAAAUCAUAGAAAUGUAAUAUUGCAGUUUAGGCAAUAGGGCCGAUGGCUUUUUUAAAUUAUACCUUAAACUAUUGGUCUGACACUUUUAUGGUUAUAAAAUUCCCCUCAAAAGUGAUAGAAUCAAAGUCUUGGUUGCCAAUGAAAAGAUUAAUUAUAUCAUGUAGUAACUGAAAUGGCCAAAAACAAUCACUGACUGUUGUGUGGUGUCAUACUUAACUUAUGUAUGCUGUAGUCUAUAAAGAAUUCUAUAAUAAAAUAAUUAAGUACUAACACUUUCUACGCUCAUUGAAUGAUGUCAUUUUCUCAAAUUAGUUGUUAAAUUCUGUUUGAACAAUAACAAUUGUGAAUUAUUUUGAGAUGGUCGGAUAUUCAAUCUAAUUCAGAACCAUGCCAAAAUAUAGAUAUGAUUGUUUUGUUAUCACAGAGUUUUACAUUUUCUGUCUGAACCAGUUUAGUAGUCCUUAAUAUUUAAGUAAAAUUGGGUCUUACAGAAAAUAACAAGAAGAAGAGUCACUAUUUAUUUUUUUCCUUUGUAUUUGUUAUUUUAUUGAGAAAUGUGUAGACUCUAUGUCUUGUUUAUUUUAGAAAAUUUAAAUUGUUGAUAUUUUUCUUCCAAGCUGACCAAGUUUAUGGGGACCAAGAGAUGCAUGGAACAGUCCGAAAACAUUGUCUGGACUACAUGGUACCCAUAUUUUUGUUGAACACAUUUAAUUACAUAGUAGUUGAGUGGAACAGUUGGUGCUAGAUUAAAUGGUACAACUCAGUGAUCUAUAAAUGCACAUAUUGUAAUAUGGGGUUGUUGGUUUGCGGUACAUAAAGUACCGGUAGUGUUUUUGUGUCUGAUUUGAUCUCAGGUUUUAAAAAUGGAUAGGAAGGUAAAUGUUUAGCACCAGUUAAUGUUUUCUUUUUUAGUCGCAGUAAGUUUGAGUAAAGAUCUUCUAAUAUCAUAAUAUAAAUAUAUUUACUCAACAACAACUCAGCAGUUGAUGGAACAUUUGAGGAAAUUGCCAUUUCUUGUGACUAUAAUAGAAUUUUUUUUAAUUUAUUUGUUAUCUACUUCUGCAUUAUUUUAACCUAAAGACAUAGACUAAAUAAGUUAAUAACUUUAAUUUUUUUAAAACUGAAAGGUUUAUUUGUAUUUUUAAAAUAUUAAACAAAAAAUAAGAACUAUUAUUUCCUUUUAUGCCUUCUAACACAUUUUAAACCUUUUUUUUUUCAGUCAAAGAAUGCUGAUUUUUACUCUCAGUAUGUGACUGAGGAUUUCACUACCUACUUAAAUCGUAAACGCAUGGAUUCAUGUCAUGGCAAUCAUCUGGAGAUCCAGGCAAUGACAGAACUAUUUAACCGGCCAGUGGAAGUAUAUCAGUAUAGCUUAGGUAAUCUACAUUUCACUACGUCUUUUUUAAUAACUUUGUGCAAUUUUCAAGAUCAUUCAAGAUUCUGUUCCUUUAAUAAAUGAACAGGAUAUGUUAAAGGGUGCCAGCAAAAUAUUCAGACAUCUUUAACGGUCUAUGCAGUGCUUCAAGAUGGUAGGGCCCAUCUAUCUGUAAAAUGGAAAAAAAAAAGACAAAUGGCCAAUUCAUCGGCCUAAUAAUACAAGCUGGCUGGUCUUUGUACCAGCUAAAAGAUUGCUUCUCGUAUUUCUUGCCCAUCUCACCAUAAAUAUGUCACAGACAGUUCAAGCUCUUCUCUUUAAUUAAUAAAUUAACAUAUUUUGAAAGGGUGUAUCGCAUUUAAAGCAGCACAAGUUCAUAGAAAUCGGAGCAAAGUCUUCAAAUGUGCAAAUACCGGACUAAUAUUAAUGUGUAAUCGAGCUAAGAAAGACAAUAAGAUCUUUUUAAACUUUGAUAAUCUGCAUUUUUUUCAAAACAGAUAUAUAAAAAUGAGAAAAAAUAUAUACCAAAAAAAAUUAUUUUAAAAAAAUUUGUCAACCCUCAGUGGUUGAAAUGGUAAUGUAACAUACUUUGAGAGUUCAUAUAUUAAAUAUAUACUUUCAUGAUCAAUUAGGAUAUUGUGUUAAAUUUCCUCUGUGAUCUUAAUCUUUAUUUGAAUUAAUUUUAAUCCUUUAUUUCAUGUGUAUUUCAUUAUUUCAUUUUGAAUAGAAGAUAGAUACAUUCUUAACUGAAUAAAUCAUGUAUAUUUUUCUUUAUAUCUCUCCAAUGGCAGACCCUAUGAACACCUUUGACACAGCCUACAAGACAGAUAACCCUCCAAUUCGCUUAAGUUACCAUGGCAAUGUUCAUUACAACUCAAUUGUGGACCCUUAUUUGGCAUCGAUUGGUGUUGGCUUGGGGCUUCCUGGUCUUCAGCCUGGGGUGGGUCUUUACUAUAGAUGAGCAGUUUUUAAUUAAUUUUAUCUAGGGUGGGUCUUUACUUCAUUUUAACAGUUUUUCAAUUGUUUAUUGGGAGUGUGGCUCUUUACUCAAUAAUAUCAGCAGUUUUUAAAUUGUUUUAUUUGGGAUGUCUUCACUUUGUCAAUUUUUCAAACAUUUUAACCUGGACACACUUAACCCUUUACGGUCCGAUGCGCCGAUUUUUCCCUUAAGCUUACAGUCCAUUGAGGCCAAACCCACCCAUUUUGAGGGUGUUUACUUUCGUUCUUAGCACAGCGGAAAUCCAUUGCGCAUUACUAUUUAUAGUUCUACCAGAAGAAAGCCUCAUUGUUGGCAUUUAUUUUGAUACUAGUUUGACCGCUGUGCGUUUAGGGGCUCAUUUUCUACUAUUUUUUUAAAAGUUGAGAUUUUUUCGCUGUAAAAUUGGCUUUACAAGCCUUGGAUAAAAUUUUGAAAGAACUUAGGCCUAAUGAAGCUACACUAUUUCAUGAGUCUAGCAGCGAUAGUGAUGAAUCUGAAAGAGGCAUUAAUUUAAAUGACGCUACAAGUGAUAAUGAUUCAAGUGAAGAAGAUAAUAGUGAUAGAAACAUUGAUGACAACAGACCUAUCAAUUCCACUCCAACUGAUCAGCAAGAUCAUGAGUGGUCUGGGAAUUUUUCUCAAAUCAAAGUGGGAGGGUCCCUGAAACUGUUUUUAGGUUUAACGUUUGCUUCAAUCAUUUAUUUGUACUUAAGUUAAUUUAAUUAUAUUCUCUUGCUUCUAGUUUAUAUUCUGUAAAUUAAUUAGAUAAAGACCCUUCAUUUAAAAUGGAGUUAUGUCCCUUUGCUUGGGCGCUGGGAGUAGACAAGGCUGAAUAGGCCUGGACUGUAAAGGGUUAAACUGAUUUAAAUAUAUAUAUAUAUAUAUUUUAACUUUCAUAUAUAUUAACUUUCUGUACUGUAAUUUUUAUUCCAUUAUUAAAAAAUUUGCACCUGUGAUCUGUUAAUGACACAUGAUUUGAUAACAACUUCUGAAGAAAUUAAACUUAAAAAUAUUGAAUUUCCUGACACGUGCUAUAGAGUGUUUAUUUUGUCGAGGUCGUGUGAUGUUAAUUGUUUUUUAAAUAUGUUUCAUUAUCUUUUUUCUAUGAGUCAUUUUCAUAUUUAUUCUAUUUCAUUUAUUUUACAUUUUCAGCAGGCAGAAAGAAACUUAAUGCAUGAUGCUAUAAAAAGCUCUGAAAAUUUCCACAUAGAGCAGGUAUGUGUAGGUGGCUGGAUUAAAAGAGUUUUAACAACCAUCCUAUUGUUUGAGCAUUUGAAGCCUAAGUUUAUUGAACAAAAGUAUAGACUGAAUCUUUUACAGUCUAAAGCUUUGAUUAAGAUUUUGGAAAGAAAUGUACAACUGCACUGGUGGGGGUCUAAAGCUGUGAUUUUCAAACUGGUGUACUGCCAAUCACAUUGAUCCAGUUGGUACACAGAGGUGUAAUGAAAGUAAACAAAUAUAUUGAAAUUUUUAUAUAAUUUUUAAAAAUGUAUUUUCAUUCACCUUGACCCCAAGUUGACCUUGAUUAACCCACAUUAGUAUUGAAUUCAUUUGGUUUAUCUUCAAACAAGAAACAAAAAUACAAUACUUUUUGUACAGCUAUGAUUUUCCUAACAAUCUUGUCUCAAUUUAUAUAUGUAUUUAUAUGACUUACUAAGAAUUUUGCCUCUCCCUGGUUACAGACUAUGCUUCAAGACAAGUUGAGAGAGACAGACUGGGAAGUAACUCAGGACACAAUAGAGGAGCAAGUGGCCAGGGAGUCUUACCUUCAGUGGCUGAGAGAACAAGAGAAAGCAACUCGCAGAACCAAAGGAGCCAAUGUAUGUUAAUGCAUUAUUUGCCAACUUGCAAUUUCUUAUAUAUCUCAUCUACUGUGAUGUCUUAACAUUAAUUUCAAUAUUUACUCCAUUUUCAUUAAACAAUAUUUUUAAGAAUUUAAAGAAAACAUUUUGUUUAAUGAAGUGAUCUAAAAUUACUUAAGUUAUUCCACUUGCUGGAGUACUUAGCUCACUCCCCCUAGUACAGUACUUAACCCAUUCUUCCUAGUACAGUACUGAACUCACUCUCGCUACUGAAAGUACUGAGCUCAUCCCUCCCCCCUACUGAAGUACUGAACUGUCUAAAAUAGCACAGAAUCUCUGCACAAAGUAUAGUAAUACUUAAUGGAAACAAAAGUGUAUCCACUAAUUUUUAAGAAAAGUUCUUUUGCUCUUGUAUUUUUAUUUCGAAGCAAUGAGAUCGUCCGUUUUGUUUCAUGUGUAGGCCAGGACAGCAAGUGCUACAUGCAGCUCCACCAGUGACGUCACUCACAGCUCUGUGGAUUCUGGCCCCAUCAGGUCCCCACGACAGCUGCGAAGUGGGAAUAGUAGCCCUCAGCAACAGCAUUCAGCUGAGGAUCAGUUUGUAUCAUUGCCUGGUGAGCUGAUGAUUUUAAACACUAUCAGAACUUAAAGCUGCUUUAUUUCUCAAGCAUUGAACAUAGCAUUGUGGCAAGUAAUUGCAUUUGCAAUUUUUUUUUUUAAGCGUCAGUCUCAAUACAUAAUUAUAAUCUUUACAGGAAUUGCGUUCAUUUAGUUUACUGGAAUGAUGGAGUGUAAUGAACUGUUCGUUUAAUCAAAUUUUGGCCUUGAUCUUCCCAUCUUAGGCUCAUCUAAGUCACCCCGACAAAGUCCACAGCAAAACUCACCAAGUGGAGCUAGUGCUAAUGUUGAGGAAACUAAUGGUAGAUUCAAUGAAACUGUCAUGAACCAAUUCACUCCAUCCCUCUACGGUAAAGAGUUUCUAUAUCACUGACUCGCUAAAUGCAAAGUCAUAUUUUCUUAACAUAAAUGAAUUCUACCUUUCACACUUGUAGUACUGUGGGAUCUGGCUAAAACUGAUGAAUGUUAUAUAAUGUGUUUGUGGCAUGGCUCACAACUUACUCAUUCGCACCUUAAAAUAUAUUUUUUUUAAUGGCUUGACAAACUGUUUAACAAAAUGCUCACCUUCACUAAAUGGGAUGGCACCACGUAGGAAUUUGAAUAUUGCGUGAUCGUGGCAUUGUUCCUGCUAUUUGAAAUUGAUAAAUGUAUCAAAGAACGAAAGCCACCAAGAUGUUGGCCAGUGCAUCGCUGUGUUAGUGGACACAACCGUUUGGAAGUAAAUCCACUUUAAUUGAUUUAAAAUCCCAGUGCUCUUGGGGCUGCACCACAUUUUAAAAUGAAUUAAUGUUUAGCUGAAAUGUUGUUGUUUUUAAAUAUUGGAACCCCAUCACAGUGGGAAUUCUGUUGAUCCAGAAAUCUUUUAUUCAUUCGCACAUGAAUGUUUUUUUUUUUUGCAUAGUACUCGAACAAGUAUUUAUAGUCUUGUAAAAUACUAUUGCAAAUUAAAUUUUUUAAAUUUAACUUUACUCCCAUAUUAACUCCCUAACCUCCAGAGAAUUUAAAAAAAAAAAAAAAAAAAAAAAAAUCAGUAUUUUAAAAUGAAAUCUUCUGUAUUCAUACUUUCAAAAAAUAUCAAGUGCUAUUCACACACAUAAUGCCUUAUGGUGUUACUAGACACAACCAGUUAAAAAUAAAUCUACUUUAUUAGCUGUCAAAUCCCAAUGCUCUUCACGUUUAAUCAAGGCUUCUUGAGAAACUUUGUGAUACCUGUCACUAGGCGUCUCGGACUCAUUAAGAGUUGACGGAGUAGAUUGAAGAUAUAUGUUGUAAACCCCGCAUUUAGAGCUUUACGGAUCCCAGUUAUCACAUUAUAUUGAGGUUUCACUGAAGUAAACUUGUCUAGAUAGCUCAUCUGCUCACCUGUAACCCUUAGGUCUGUCUGACUGGAGUGAAGAGGACAUUCUGGCCCAGGUGAUAGCGCAGUCACAACAAGAAUACCUUGAUACCUUGAAAAAGAGAGUGAGCGGCCCCUCCUCCACCACCACCACACACCACCCGUCCACCUCUGCCUCCUCGUCAUCCUCUGAUGGUGCGGGCUUCAGUGGUGCAUCCACCUCCACCAGCUACAACAACCUUACCUACAAACACGGAAAUACCAACAAGAGCUAACGUCAGAUUGAAGCUUAGUAAUGUAUUUAAUAUUAGUAUGUAGACUAUUCAUUUUAUUCUUAUAUAACUCUUCUAUUCAUGUCUACAAUGAAUUUUUUUUUUUUUUAAAUUAAAAAAGUAAUCUCUCACAAAUUGCUUUUGUUGAUUGAAAGACAGAAGAAAAAAAUGUGUCCCUUAUGAGUGAUAUUUUCCGUUUGUUCAGAGCAAAUAAUAAACUGUUUAUUGUGCUCUUUGAGUUGACAUUGCUUUGGUUUGUUUGUUUGUUGAUUUAAGGGUGGUGUCAUUGGCUUUUGACCUGGUUAAUAGCAUUCUUCUUUGACCAGAUCAUGUAACUAGUGUUAGACCAUGGUUCUAUUGUUAGAUCACGGGCCUAGUGUUAGAUCAUGCAACUAGUCUUAGAUCAUGUAACUAGUCUUAGAUCAUAUGGCUAUUGUUAGAUCAUGGGGCUAGUGUUAGAUCAUACAGCUAUUGUUAGAUCAUGGGGCUAGUGUUAGAUCAUGGUGUUGCUCUGCUAUCUCCAUGGGAUGGCACAGGAAUCAUCAUGUUAAAAGCUGAAGCGUAACUGACACAUGCAUCAGUUCUUGACACAGCUGUAAGGUGUGUCCGAUUAUAAAUGAGAACAAAUUUUUUUGAUGACGCUUCCUUCAUUGUCUGUUGUAUCAUAUUCAAUUUUGUUUCAUUAAUAUUAUUUAAUUUAUACAGUUUGUUUUGUUCUUGUUAUUUUACUUGAUGCUUUUGUAAUGACAACUUGUUACUUUUCAAUUCACUCAAUGUAUCCAACAUCAUAAUAAGCAAGCGGAGCUGUAAUAUUUACUUUAUUCGACUUCCUCUUCUAUAAAAAAGGCCUGAUUUCAUGUAGUAAGGUUGCAACUAGUUUGGGGACGUUCUAUAUGUGAUCUGAUAUGAUUUUUAGGUCCAAGUCCUAGUGUUGAGGCUUAAAUGCUUAAAUUUAAAGCUUUAAAUCCUCUUGGCUAAACUGUUGUAUUGUUCUGUAAAAUAUUUUAUUAAAUUGUUAAAUAGUUCUGUUCUAUAGAAUUUUAGGUCUAUCUUAUCUCAGUUUCAAUGUAGCUUAAAACCUAAAAUUCGAUUUGAAAAAAUGUAUAAUGCUUACAAAAUUUUUCUCUGAUAGAAGUAAAUUAUUGUCUAUUAAAUCUUUGUUUAACAAUGGUAAUAUAUGUUAUAUUAAAAUAGAUCUAAGUGCUUGUUUGAUUAGAACACAACUUGGUCAAUUACUAUUACGAUAUGCUGGCUGAGUGAUUCUUGAACAGAAAAUUGUGUCUAUCUGUGACCAUAGUUUAACUAUAGGGGAAACACUGGUUCAUUGUGAAAGGUUAACUCUGAAUGUUGAGAUAAAUGAGACAUCAACUAUGCAUUUUUUCAAACGUGUAAUUUUUUCAUUAGUGCAGCGUGGGGGGAGUAAAAUAUCAACUUUUUUUUGUGGUUGCUGUCGUAGAGGAAUAAAUCAUCAACUUUUUUGUGGUUACUGUUAGAUGGGGAAUAAAAUAUCAAUUUUUAUUUGUGGUUACAGUCAUAGGGGAAUAAAUCAACUUUAUUUUUGUGGCUGUCAGUAAGGGAAUAAAAUAUCAAUGUUUAAAAAUUUUUUUGUUACUGUCAUAAGGGGAAUAAAUCAUCAACUUUUUUUUGGUAACUGUCAGUAGGGGAAUUAAAUAUCAAUUUUUGCUUGUCAUUGCACUGAUCUCAGCUGUGAUUUGAUGGAAAGUUUGCUGUGCCUCAUAUUUUUUUGUUUUUCAAUGGAAAUUAACGCUUCCUAAUAUUUUGAUAAAAUAUCCUUGAGAAUAAUAAAACUGUACCAUAGUUAAAA